AGAAGACAAGGAGAAGAGAAACAGAGUUGGUAAAUAUCUCAAAAGUGCGAGAGGGUUCUGCAGACGUUGCAGUUCAAGUCGACAGUAGAUUAUUGUGAGUGCGAGGUUGAACACGACUAUCUCUAGUGUAAAGUGCGCCCUGUCCUCGACAGUCAGACCAUUGCGUGUAGUGUGUUUAGUAGUAGUGAAACGACGACGGGAUGACGGGCUCAGCACGUCUAAGGCCCGUUGUCAUUGUGGGCCUUAUACUUGCCCUUAUAGCUGCUAAUUCUUUUCAAGGUGUACAAGGUGAAAAUGAAGAGGAAGAACUGCCUUCAGAGAUCAAAUGUAGACCUUACAUUGAAAAAGCUUUAAAAGAUCGUGAUACAGGGAUUAUUGAUGGAGGCAGUAAAGAAGAUGAAAAUGGGCCUGAAAAAGUUGCUGAAGAUGUUACUGUGAGUCAAGAAGAGGAAGGAGAAUCGAAGGAACAGGAUGACGAACAGCAUGAAGACGAAAGUCAAGAAAAUGCCUCAGAAGAAUCUGCCGAAAAUAAACAAGACGUAACGACAGAGACUCUAGAGGAAGUUGAUGACCAAGCGCAACAAUCUGAAGAACAAAGUGAAACCAAAUUAGAAGAUCAAUCAGCAGAAAAUGUAAAAAGUGCAGAAGCAACUGAUUCUAAGGAAGAUCAAACUACUGAGGCUACUGAAAUAGACACAGCCGAAACAAUCGACGAAACCCACGAGAAUGUUGAUGCAUCAACUGAAGCACAAUCCGAAACAACUAAAGAAAUUCAGGAAGAUGACGAAACUCAAUCGACCGAAACUGAAAAAGAAAUGAGUAGACAAGAAGACGAAGAAGAUGAAAAAAAAGACGACGACAAGGAGGAAACUGAAGAAGCUGAACAAGAAGCAACUGAAGCAGUUAUAGCAGAAGAGGCAGAUUCAGGUGAAAAUACUGUUGAAGUAGCUGCACAAUCAGUUGAAGAAGAGGGAGAAAAAGAAGUGAGUAAUGAAGCUGAAGAAGCAGCUGUUGAUCAAGUUGAUUCGGAGAGUGAAGCUACAACGAAAGAAGAUGAUGGUAGUGUAGAAAAGACUGAGAAUCUUGAAGUGGAAGAAAAGUCUACAGAACAGGCUACUGAAUCAACAGAAACCCAAAACACUGCUGAAGUAAGUGGUGAAGAAAAUGUAGAUAAGGCUCACAGUGAAGAAGAACAAGUUAAUACAGAGGAAGAUAAACAAAGUACAGAGCAAGCUGAUGAACCUGUUGAAUCUAAAGAAUCGGACACGGUAUCUAGUGAGAAACCAAUAGAAUCUGAGGAAGCUCAUGUGAGUGAUGAGAAAGCUGCUAAAAGCAUGGAAGAUGCUACUCAAGAACAAGAUGAAGCUACUGAAACAAGUAAAGAAGCUGAAAAAGAAGAGACUACAGAAGCAGAAUCUGCAGAAAAAUCAGGAGAAGGAGAAGAAGAAAAAGAUUCUAAAGAAGUAACAGAACCAACUCCAGAAGAAGAUUUAAUUCAAGAAAUUGAAAUUCCAGAAAAUCUGAGGCCUCGAGAUCAUGUGAAUCAAAUACUUAGAUUAGAUCAGGAUAAUGCAGAAAAAGAAGCAGCUAUAGCUAAAGUUGCGGAUAUCGUUUUGAAAGAAUUAAAAAGAUUGUACGAUACCGCUAUCAAACCUUUAGAAACUCUUUACAAAUAUAGAGAUUUGAGUAAUAGACACUUUGGAGAUCCUGAAAUAUUUUCAAAGCCGUUAGUACUAUUUAUGGGUCCUUGGAGUGGUGGAAAAUCCUCUAUCAUUAAUUAUCUUCUUGAUAUUGAAUACAAACAAACAGCAUUAAGAACAGGUGCUGAACCAUCACCAGCCUACUUUAAUAUUCUCAUGCAUGGAGAAGAAGAAGAGGUAUUAGAUGGUACUCAAUUAGCAGCAGAUUGGACUUUUUCAGGUCUUCAAAAAUUUGGGCAAGGACUACUUGACCGUUUGAGAGGAUUAAAACUUAAUAACAAAUUACUUGAAAAGAUAAACAUUGUAGAAAUUCCAGGAAUUUUAGAAAUAAGAAAACAGGUUCAACGAUUAUUUCCUUUCAAUGAUGCCUGUCAAUGGUUUAUUGAUAGAGCAGACAUUAUUUUCUUAGUUUAUGAUCCCUCUAAAUUAGAUGUCGGUCCAGAAACUGAAGCUAUUUUAGAUCAGCUCAAGGGAAGAGAAUAUCAGACGAGAAUAAUUUUAAAUAAAGCUGAUCAAGUAAAACCAGAAGAGUUAAUGAGAGUCCAAGGAGCUUUAAUAUGGAAUAUUUCACCAUUAAUGUCAAGUGCUGAACCACCAAUUAUGUAUUCAACUUCACUUUGGUCAAUGCCAUAUGAAGCUGGAGCACCUACUCGUCUUUUGUAUGCUCAAGAGCGUGCUUUUCUUAGGGACUUACGGUCGGCAAUCGACAAAAGAGUAGAACAUAAAAUUGCUAGUGCAAGAAGAUUUGCUGUGAGAGUUCGUAAUCAUGCAAAGAUGGUGGAUUGCUACUUAACAACCUAUUACAACCAUAAAUCGUUCUUCGGUAGCAAAAAGGAAAUUAGUGAUAGAAUUAUUGAAAAUCCACAAGAGUAUCAUAUUUAUGAAGGAUUAAGUACUUUAACCAACAUUUCUCGCUAUGACUUGCCAGAUCCUGAUGUCUACCGCGACUUUUUCCGUCUCAACAAUCUCUACGAAUUUCCAUUACUUAGUUCAACUUGCACAUAUUUCCGUGGUUGCCCAAUAAACAGACUCGAUGUGGCCAUUGCUUAUGAUCUCCCUGAAUUAGUUGGUAAAUAUAAAAAAUCUGUAGAAGCAGCAAUACAGCAAGAAGAAAACCAGUCUGUAAGUUGAAGUAUAAUCAUGAAUGUACGAGAAAUGACACACAAGAGCAAAGCUCUUAUAUAAAUCGUCGAGUUUAUCAACAUCCAAAUUAUUCCAGCCUAAAAAACGUAAAAUCAUUUCUCGACGUGUCAACUUUUUGCGGUAUGGAACUUGUUGAUAUUCUUGAUGUUUUUCUUAAAGUUAAUCAUUUCCACGUUUUGCUGCAGGCAGCUAAGUGUGGAGAUCUUCAAUAGUAAAAAAAUACGAUCAGUA
Molecule: messenger RNA, 3074 nt
Organism: Chelonus insularis
Lineage: Eukaryota; Metazoa; Arthropoda; Insecta; Hymenoptera; Braconidae
Product: sarcalumenin
Exons: 10
Coding region: 201-2831 (876 amino acids)
Molecular function (GO): GTP binding
Source: RefSeq, a predicted model, not a curated record